Molecule: messenger RNA, 1293 nt
Organism: Hibiscus syriacus
Lineage: Eukaryota; Viridiplantae; Streptophyta; Magnoliopsida; Malvales; Malvaceae
Product: phosphoglycerate mutase-like protein 1
Exons: 10
Coding region: 194-1039 (281 amino acids)
Cellular component (GO): cytoplasm
Molecular function (GO): phosphatase activity
Source: RefSeq, a predicted model, not a curated record
AAGAUGGGAUCUCGAGUUUUUAACUAUUUUGGUUCUGUUUUGCUGUCUUUUUAUGAUAUUCAUAAUAAUAGGAAAAUCUUAGAAAUUGGAAGUUCUUUUUGACAAAGUAUAAUUAUAAAAACAUGCAUAUAAGGUUGCCAAUAGGACGCUUCAAAGCUAGAUUUGACGUUGUGUUUUCAAACUUGGUUAUUAUAUGGAUACCAGUGCUGGCCCAAGCUUGUACCCUUUGCACCGCUGCAAAACUCUUCACUUGGUGAGGCAUGCUCAGGGGAUCCACAAUGUAGAUGGGGAUAAGAACUAUAAAGCAUACAUGUCACCAGAAUAUUUUGAUGCACAAAUUACUCCUCUCGGCUGGAAACAGGUGGAUAAUUUGCGCAAGCAUGUCCAUGAAAGUGGCCUCACUAAGAGGAUUGAUUUAGUGAUUGCAUCCCCUUUGCUAAGGACAUUGCAAACAGCUGUUGGGGUUUUUGGUGGUGAAGGUUAUACGGAUAGGAUGGAUGUAGUGCCACUUAUGGUGGCAAAUGCAGGAAAUAGUGGGCGAGCUGCAAUUUCAAGUCUAAACUGCCCGCCAAUCGUUGCAGUAGAACUUUGUCGAGAACAUUUGGGAGUCCAUCCUUGUGAUAAGAGAAGAAAUAUCAGUGACUAUCAGUUUCUUUUUCCUGCAGUUGAUUUCUCUCUGAUAGAAAGUGAUGAGGACAUGUGGUGGAAGGCUGACAUUAGGGAGACAAAAGAGGAACUCACGGCCAGGGGGUUGAAGUUCCUGAACUGGUUGUGGACACGGAAAGAGAAGGAGAUAGCUAUUGUUACCCAUAGUGGGUUCUUGUUUCAUACGUUAAGUGCACUUGGAAAUGACUGUCACCCAUUGGUGAAGAAAGAAAUCUGCAAACACUUUGCAAAUUGUGAGCUUCGUUCUAUGGUCAUUGUUGACAGAAGUAUGGUUGGAUUUGACCCUUCGACAACUAAUUAUCCUGGAAAGAUUCCAUCAGGAUUGGAUCUCCCAAGUGAUGUUGUCGAUGAGAAGGCUGAAGAAAGGAGUUGAUACAUUUCUGUCUAAACAUUAUGUUUCAUGCUUGUGAUUUAGCAAUACCAUUGUCAGAAACUCAUAAUUAGGUAUGGCUUAUUCUACUACAUUAUUUCAAGAUUCGCUUCCGAUGGUGAUUUUGGCAUGUGGAUGAGGAAAUUCAACAUCGUACUUAAGAUACAAUGGAUUGUAAGAAAUUUGUUAAGAACCUGCUGUUGGAAUUCCUAUGGUUUGCAAAGAAGGGAGGUUACAGGGCCCUCUAGUCUCAACCA